Messenger RNA from Anoplophora glabripennis (Asian longhorned beetle), 943 nucleotides. RefSeq names its product 26S proteasome non-ATPase regulatory subunit 8 (gene Rpn12). NCBI's taxonomy places the organism in Eukaryota, Metazoa, Arthropoda, Insecta, Coleoptera, Cerambycidae. The record is from RefSeq and is a predicted model, not a curated record. Bases 80 to 880 code for a protein of 266 amino acids. Gene Ontology annotation, cellular component: cytosol; proteasome regulatory particle, lid subcomplex; proteasome regulatory particle. Gene Ontology annotation, biological process: proteasome-mediated ubiquitin-dependent protein catabolic process. The transcript is spliced from 4 exons.
ACCCUAGAUUAGAGAAGUAUACAUUUGACAGUAAAAAUAAAGAUUCAUCCUGGGUUUCAAAUUUUUCAAAUAAAAAAAAAUGUCUAAAGUGAACGAAGUAUCGGCUUUGUACAAGCAACUAAAAACGGAAUGGAAUACCACCAAUCCAAAUUUAAGCAAAUGCGAAAAACUUCUGUCGGACUUAAAGCUUGAACUUACAAAUUUAAUGUUUCUUCCAACAUCAAAUGCUACAGCUUCCAAACAGGAAUUACUGUUAGCUAGAGAUGUAUUAGAAAUUGGAGUACAGUGGAGCAUUGCAGCAAAUAAUAUUCCAUCAUUUGAGAGAUACAUCGCCCAGUUAAAAUGUUACUAUUUUGACUACAAAAAUCAGUUACCUGAAUCGUCGUUUAAAUAUCAAUUGCUUGGUUUGAAUUUGCUCUUUUUAUUGUCACAAAACCGAGUUGCAGAAUUUCACACAGAAUUGGAACUUCUACCAGCUGACCAUAUACAGAAUGAUGUAUACAUUAGACAUCCGUUAUCCAUUGAGCAAUAUUUAAUGGAAGGAAGUUACAAUAAGAUUUUCUUAGCCAAGGGUAAUGUACCAGCUAAAAGUUACAAUUUCUUUAUGGAUAUUUUGUUAGAUACUAUAAGAGGAGAAAUAGCCGUGUGCUUAGAGAAAGCUUAUGAAAAGAUUUCACUUAAAGAUGUCGCUAGGAUGUUAUAUCUACCUAGUGAAGAGGCUGCCAAAUCAUUUGCAACAAAGAACAAGAAGUGGAAAUUGGGCAAGGACAACUUUUUUCACUUUACUCCGGAAAUUAAGAAGACCCAUGAACCAAUUCCGUCAAAUGAACUAGCUGUGCAAGCUAUUGAAUAUGCUAAGGAGUUGGAAAUGAUUGUGUAAAUUUUCCUUAUGUUUUAAUAUUUCUUUUUUCAUAAAUUUAAUAAACAUCCUUUUUUACAUUUU